Messenger RNA from Condylura cristata (star-nosed mole), 969 nucleotides. It is a transcript of the gene ISCU, whose product is annotated as iron-sulfur cluster assembly enzyme. Bases 66 to 569 code for a protein of 167 amino acids. Gene Ontology annotation, biological process: iron-sulfur cluster assembly; intracellular iron ion homeostasis. The record is from RefSeq and is a predicted model, not a curated record. Gene Ontology annotation, cellular component: mitochondrial matrix; cytoplasm. Gene Ontology annotation, molecular function: 2 iron, 2 sulfur cluster binding; ferrous iron binding. The transcript is spliced from 5 exons. Lineage: Eukaryota; Metazoa; Chordata; Mammalia; Eulipotyphla; Talpidae.
AGGGAGCCGACUAGCGUCCCUCGCCUGGGUCUGGCGCCUGGUCUGCGCAGGCGCAAGCCCGCAAGAUGGCGGCGGCUGGAGCGGGCCGUCUGAGAAGGGCGGCUUCAACACUGCUGCUCCGGAGUCCGCGCCUGCCAGCCAGGGAACUCUCAGCUCCGGCCCGCCUCUAUCACAAAAAGGUGGUUGAUCAUUAUGAAAAUCCUAGGAAUGUGGGCUCCCUUGACAAGACAUCGAAAAAUGUUGGAACGGGCUUGGUGGGAGCUCCAGCAUGUGGUGAUGUGAUGAAGUUGCAGAUUCAGGUGGAUGAAAAGGGGAAGAUUGUGGACGCCAGGUUUAAGACAUUUGGCUGUGGCUCUGCAAUCGCCUCCAGCUCACUAGCCACCGAGUGGGUGAAAGGGAAGACGGUGGAGGAAGCCUUGACCAUCAAAAACACAGACAUCGCCAAGGAGCUCUGCCUUCCUCCAGUGAAGCUGCACUGCUCCAUGCUGGCUGAAGAUGCAAUCAAAGCCGCCCUGGCUGACUACAAACUGAAGCAGGCGCCCCAGAAGGGCGAGGCGGAGAAGAAGUGAGCCUCCAGCCGCAGCCACCCAGCAGUUUGUCCACCUGCCUGCGAGCAUAGGUGUCCAGAAGCCCCUCCCGCUGCAGUAAAUAAAAAUCCCCCACUGAGAUGUGCUUGCUGUCCCGAGUGGCUCUGGUGCCAGCAGAGCACAGUCUCGCUGUUCUGAAUCCUGUGGUUUCUGCCCCCCGCCCCACGUCUGUUACCUGAACCCAGCUCAUGUUUAUUUUGAAUUGUGUGGCCUCAAAACUGAAUUGAACAAGUUUUGCUAGCCCAUGAAAUGCACAGAUCUAAUUUACCUGAGUCUAUUUUGCAGAAGACUAAAUAGAGCGUCCUGGCACGAUUGUUUGCUAGGAGCAGUCACUGUACAUGAGGCAUGCGCGCGUGUACGCAAUAAAUGAAAGUGAAGACAG